AUGGCAAGAUUCGUACUACCGCGGCUCAAGAUCAACCAUCAGCGCGUCCUUGCUGAUUCUUUGGAAAUCAAGCUUGCCACCUUUAAGGUUCUAGAUGGCGCGAAUAAGCUGACGAGAAAUGAGAAGGAGGAGCCUGUUUUUGGGAAGGCGGUUGGUGGAGCUCUUAAGAACGACGAGGUUAAUCCUGAUGAUGCGGUCAUUGUGGAUACCGUGAAGAAACAGAAUUAG
This is a messenger RNA of Blastomyces gilchristii SLH14081, 228 nucleotides long. RefSeq lists its product as uncharacterized. The record is from RefSeq and is a predicted model, not a curated record. The transcript is spliced from 2 exons. NCBI's taxonomy places the organism in Eukaryota, Fungi, Ascomycota, Eurotiomycetes, Onygenales, Ajellomycetaceae. The coding region runs from base 1 to 228 and encodes 75 amino acids.